Messenger RNA from Trichomycterus rosablanca, 5105 nucleotides. It is a transcript of the gene pde6a, whose product is annotated as phosphodiesterase 6A, cGMP-specific, rod, alpha. Lineage: Eukaryota; Metazoa; Chordata; Actinopteri; Siluriformes; Trichomycteridae. Bases 124 to 2700 code for a protein of 858 amino acids. Gene Ontology annotation, cellular component: photoreceptor outer segment membrane. The record is from RefSeq and is a predicted model, not a curated record. Gene Ontology annotation, biological process: retina development in camera-type eye; signal transduction. The transcript is spliced from 23 exons. Gene Ontology annotation, molecular function: 3',5'-cyclic-nucleotide phosphodiesterase activity; protein binding.
GCUACCUGAGUCAAUCACUCAGCUCUCAUGAUCAGGAACGCGGUGAAAAUGCCAAAAAGUAAACUUUUGAGGCAGCGAUGAACGGACCUAAAUAUGAAAAGACACAACAUUUAUUAAGGCUCCAUGGCUGUAGUGGACGAAGAUGUGGCUGAGAAGUUUCUGGACAGUAAUCCCACCUUUGCCAAGCAAUAUUAUGACUCCCAUUUUCGGGCCCAAGUCAUCUCAAAUCUGCUGUCCACAUCAAAGAAGACAGACGUUGACACGAGCCAGUACCAUGAACUAAGUUCACUGGAGGAGAGUGAGGUCGUGUUUGACAUGGUGCGGGACCUGCAGGAUCAUCUACAGAUGGAGAAGGCUGUGUUCAACCUAAUGCGGCAUCUAAGCUUUAUAAUGCGUGCUGACCGCAUGAGCCUUUUCAUGUACAGGCAGAGGAAUGGCACAGCUGAGCUUGCUACACGCCUUUUCAAUGUCCACAAGGAUGCUACACUCGAGGAGUGCCUAGUGCCUCCAGAUAGUGAGAUUGUUUACCCACUGGACACAGGAAUUGUGGGGCAUGUGGCCACAGUAAAAAAGAUGGUCAAUGUACCUGAUGUGACACAGAACGCCAACUUCAGUGACUUUGUGGACAUACUGACAGAGUAUCAAACAAGGAACGUGUUGGCUGUUCCCAUCAUGAACGGCAAGGAUGUGAUGGCAGUCAUAAUGGCAGUAAACAAGAUAGGAGGCUCCUGUUUCACCACGCAGGAUGAGGAGGCACUGCAGAAAUAUCUAAACUUUGCCAAUCUUGUUCUUCGAGUGUUUUACCUGAGUUACAUGCACAACUGUGAAACUAGAAGAGGGCAGGUUUUGCUCUGGUCUGCCAGUAAAGUGUUUGAGGAGCUGACAGACAUUGAGAGGCAGUUCCACAAAGCCCUGUAUACAGUGCGAGCUUUUCUCAACUGUGACCGCUACUCUGUAGGGCUGCUGGACAUGACCAAAACUAAGGAAUUCUUUGAUCUUUGGCCAGUUCUAAUGGGUGAGGUGCCUCCAUAUUCAGGACCAAAGACUCCUGAUGGCAGAGAAAUCAAUUUCUACAAAGUGAUUGAUUAUAUAUUACAUGGAAAGGAGGAUAUUAAAGUAAUACCGAACCCUCCUGCUGACCACUGGGCUCUGGUCAGUGGAUUGCCUACUUACGUAGCUGAAACCGGCCUGAUCUGUAACAUCAUGAAUGCUGCCCAGGAUGAUUUCUUUAACUUUCAAAAAGAACCUCUGGACGAAUCAGGCUGGACAAUAAAAAAUGUCCUUUCCCUGCCCAUUGUAAAUAAGAAAGAGGAAAUCGUUGGCGUGGCUACGUUCUAUAACAGAAAAGAUGGAAAACCGUUCGAUGAAAUGGAUGAAACACUAAUGGAGUCCCUUACUCAGUUUUUGGGCUGGUCAGUGCUGAACCCAGACACUUAUGACAAGAUGAACAAGCUGGAGAAUCGCAAGGAUAUCUUUCAGGACAUGGUACUCUACCAUGUCAAGUGCAGAAAAGAUGAAAUCCAGAACAUACUGAACACACGUGAGUUGUAUAAAAAGGAACCAGAAGAAUGUGAUGAAGACGAACUGGAAAAGAUUCUGUCCGUGACUCUGCCAGACUCCAAGCAGUCAGAAAUUUACGAGUUUCAUUUCUGUGAUUUUGAGCAUUCUGAGCUGGACCUGGUUAAGUGUGGCAUUUCAAUGUACUAUGAGCUGGGAGUGGUGGACAAGUUUCACAUCCCUCGUGAGACACUGGUGAGAUUUAUGUACUCUGUCAGUAAAGGCUACAGGAGGAUUACCUACCAUAACUGGAGACACGGCUUUAACGUGGGCCAGACCAUGUUCACACUACUCAUGACUGGUGACCUUAAGCGCUACUACACAGACCUGGAGGCCAUGGCCAUGGUCACAGCCGGCUUCUGCCAUGAUAUUGACCACCGCGGGACAAACAAUCUGUACCAAAUGAAAUCUGGGAACCCACUGGCGAAGCUCCAUGGUUCAUCUAUCCUCGAGAGGCACCAUCUGGAGUUUGGCAAAACUCUACUGCGAGAUGAAGCUCUGAACAUCUAUCAAAAUCUGAACCGGCGACAGCACGAACAUGUCAUACAUUUAAUGGACAUUGCCAUCAUUGCUACAGACCUGGCUUUGUAUUUCAAGAAAAGAACCAUGUUUCAAAAGAUUGUGGAUCAAUCCAAAACUUAUGAGAACUGGGGUGACUGGACCAAGUACAUGAUGCUGGAGACAACCAGGAAGGAAAUAGUAAUGGCGAUGAUGAUGACUGCCUGUGAUUUGUCUGCUAUCGCCAAGCCCUGGGAGAUCCAGAGUAAGGUGGCGCUGUCAGUGGCUGCAGAGUUCUGGGAGCAGGGUGACCUGGAAAGGACCGUUCUUGAGCAGCAGCCUAUUCCCAUGAUGGACAGGAACAAAGCAGACGAGUUGCCCAAAUUACAGUGUGGUUUCAUUGAUUUUGUCUGCGCCUUCGUCUACAAGGAGUUCUCACGCUUCCACGUAGAGAUCACACCCAUGCUGGACCGACUGAUGAACAACAGGAAAGAGUGGAAUGCUUUAAAGGAAAUAUAUGAGGCCAAACUGGCAAAGCUUGAGGAGGCCAAGAAGGCUCAGGAGGAAGCCGUGACAGCCGCAGCAGCUAUCAAGCAGGCAAGUGCUGCUCAAGCUACACAGUCUAAGACCUGCAUUCUCAGCUGAGUCUCCAACAGUCAAGAGCAGAAACACGGCAAACAAAUUAAAAUCUCUCAUUUAGUUACAGUACAUCAUAUAUUUGAGAAAUGCUCACAUUUAAAGCACUCCUGUACAUUUCAAAUAGUUUAAUGUUUAAUUAUAUACACACAUAUUGAGCCCCACCAACCCACACUGCAGUUAAAAUAGCUAGGCUUUGAAGUGGACAUUAUUAAGAGUCUCUAUAUUACUCCCUAUCCCAAUUUGCAAGUGGCAUGCGUGUAUAAAGGACUAUUAGUAGUCAAUCCCAAAUGACCUUUUCCCCCAUUUGUGACCUCUUUAUAAAAGAUAAUAAAGCAUUACUGUAGACUCUAUGAAUUGCAAUUCAUGGCCAACAGUUCAGGCCAAAAAUUCAGCCAUCCUGGUUGCUGAAUACAAUGGAUAACCCAGUUUAGCUAAUGGAACACACAGGCAGGUUUGAUUUCAGCCAGCUAUGUAUGAUGUUAAUCCUACUUGUCUUAAACCAUACAAUCAAAGUCAAGCAAUCUUCUUUAAGUUAACAUUUUGUUACAAUUUAAAGAUGCAGAAGAGAUGAGAAAAAGUACAGGGACUAAAAAGCCAUGUCUAAAAUAAUAAUAAUAAUAAAAAAAGGCCGCUCAGUGGCGCAGCGGUAAAACACGCUAGCACACCAGAGCUGGGAUUUCGAAUACAUUGUAUUGAAUCUCAUCUCUGUUAUCCAGACCAGGGUUCCUCAUAACUGGUGCAAUUACGACCUCUGCUGGCUGAUUGAUGGUGCCUGUGCAGAGUUGGGGGAUAAUGCUGAUCAGGGUGUGGCUCUCAGUGCACAAGACUGAUCUGCAUAUGAACUUGCCUUGUGCAGGUAAAAAGAUGCAGUAGGUACUGCACACGUAUCGGAGGGGAUGUGUGUCAGUUGCGAAGCUCCUCAGUCAGCAGUGGAGGGUUGUAUCGGGGUAAUUGGAUAUGACUAGAUUAGGGGGGAACAUUGGGGGAAAAAAUUGGAGAAAUAAAAUAAAAAUAAAUGAAAAUAUAAUUAAAUUAAAAACAAAACUUAGCAGGUUGACCACUAGGGGUGGGUUUAUAAAAUAGAUUUUUCGAUUCGAAUCGAUCUUUAUUUGAAUGAUCCGAUAUCGAUUCAUAUAAACGCGAGAUCAAUCUUUUAAAUGAGCCCCUUUUUACGGUGUACACGGAAAUCUGUUACCUUCUUUAAUCUCGCGUGACCAGCCGCUGUUUUUUUCGUGCAACGAGAUCUGACCUGCACAUCAGUUCAGCAUGGCAGAAGCUCCAGUAAUGCCUCCUUCACACUACAUGAUUUCUGCCCUGAUUUUCGGCGACUGGUCUGCGCUAGAUUUGCCGGCUCGGAAGCAACUCGGCUCUUAAUCAAUGUGAAACAGCGAGGUGAAACAGCGAGGGGAAACAGCGAGGGGAAACACACGGGAGAGGUUGUAAACAAGUGGAGCAGGGGCGUAAUAUAGUUAUCGUUCUCUACAAAACAAAAUAUUUAUUAACCUUCAACUUCAGAACAAUCCCUGUUGGUUGUGUUGCCAAAUCCACUCAGAUUCCUUUAUUUUUUUCUCUUUGAUAUUACGCUACUCAUCAGCGCACAAACUUUGAUCGCGCGCUACUUGUUGGAGUGUAUUUUAGGACGUGGUUUCAUUAAACCCCUCGUCACUUCUCACGUGUGUUUUUGUGACAAAACGUAGUUUGGGAGACCAGACAGACUCAUCUGAGAUUCCUCCUGGUGAUAGAUGGUGUAGAUGUGAAACCCCCCCCCCCCCUAAUUAAUCUAACUAUUUUAGGGGCUCAUAGAUAACCAGAAAGUCACCAAAAGCUAAAAAAAAAAAACACCCACAGUUUCUAAAGCUUCAGGUAAGGCGAGUGUUCAUGACUUCACAAUAAGAAAAAUACUAGAAACAAACAUCAGUGCUUGUCUCACAACUGGAUGAUCUCUGUGGGCAAAUCAAAGUAUUUAGACAACAGGUCUCUUAUUAUGUCUGGCAAAACAACAAACACAGCAUUUCACAAUAGGGACAUUAUCAAACAUGGAAGGUUUUGUAAUGUUGUGGGGGUGCUUUGUUGUGUCAUCAAGAGUCACAAAGAAAGAGUUUAAAUGAUGCAUUCUUUGAUUGAAAGAAUGAAAAUUUAGACACUGAGGCAUAAGGGAUUAAUGUAGACACUGGUGUAAAAUCAGAAAGCAAUUAUUGUACAGUAAACAGAAUAAAAGCAAUCACAGUUUUGACCAGUGGAGACUUUGUGUGAUACUUAAAUUAUCAGUUCAUGCCUGAAAACCUAGCAGUGUCUCUGAUUUAAACCAGUUAGGUAAAAAAAAAAAAACAGACGUGAAAUGCUAAUAUCAUGUAAUACAAAGCAUUUACAUGAGGAUAAUGAAGGGGAAAUUGUCUUUUUUUUACAUUUUA